Oxyura jamaicensis (ruddy duck) is the source of this 1451-nucleotide messenger RNA. Its product is annotated as keratin, type II cytoskeletal 6A-like. The record is from RefSeq and is a predicted model, not a curated record. Gene Ontology annotation, molecular function: structural constituent of skin epidermis. The coding region runs from base 144 to 1451 and encodes 435 amino acids. Gene Ontology annotation, cellular component: keratin filament. Gene Ontology annotation, biological process: keratinization; intermediate filament organization. Lineage: Eukaryota; Metazoa; Chordata; Aves; Anseriformes; Anatidae. The transcript is spliced from 8 exons.
CAUCACAACUCUGGAAGAUCUCUGUCCAUCUGCCAUCUCACCUCAUCAUCCUCUGCUCUUGCCACCAGCAAACAAUUGCACCAAAGUCAGUUGGCACUAGGUCAGGAGGACUUGCUAAGGAUUUCAGUGCUGCUUCUGUCACUAUGCCUGUAAACCGAAGCAGCUUCAGCUCCAUGUCCAUGUCCUGCAGCAGUGGUGGAGGCAUAGGACAGAUCAGCGGUGGAUUUGGCAGCAGGAGCCUUCACAACUUAGGGAGAAGCAAGAGGAUUUCCAUGAGCGGAGGGUAUUGCUCUGCUAGACCAGGAUACAGUUACGGGUUAGGUCAUGGGGGGUUUGCUUACAGGGCUGGCGGAGCUGGGUUUGGGUUUGGAGGAGGAUGCGGCCCUGGAGGUAUUCAAGGGGUCACAGUCAACCAAAACCUCCUGGCACCUCUUAACUUGGAGAUUGACACCAACAUGCAGAGAGUGCGUCAGGAGGAGAAGGACCAGAUCAAAUCCCUCAACAACAAAUUUGCCUCCUUCAUUGACAAGGUGCGGUUCCUGGAGCAACAAAACAAGGUACUGGAAACCAAAUGGAGCCUCCUGAAAGACCAAAAAGUUGUGAAAAAUAACAUUGAGCCUAUGUUUGAAGUGUACAUCAGCAACAUGAGGAGACACCUUGAGGCUCUAGGAGGGGACAGGCUGCGGCUCAGCUCUGAGCUGAAGGCUAUGCAGGAUGCUGUUGAAGACUUCAAGAUCAGGUACGAGGAGGAGAUCAACAAGCGCACGACUGCAGAGAACGACUUCAUGUUGCUCAAGAAGGACGCAGACGCUGCCUACAUGAGCAAGGUGGACCUGGGAACCAGGGUGGAUGCACUGACGGAUGAGAUUAACUUCCUGCGAGCUCUCUACGAAGCAGAGCUGUCUCAGAUGCAGUCACAAAUCUCCGACACCUCCGUGGUCCUUUCCAUGGACAACAACCGGAGCCUGGACCUGGACAGCAUCAUCACAGAGGUCAAGGCGCAGUAUGAGGACAUUGCCAACCGGAGCCGGGCAGAGGCUGAGUCCUGGUACCAGAGCAAGUACGAAGAACUGCAGCUCACUGCUGGCCAGCACGGGGCUGACCUGCACAACACCAAGGUGGAGAUCUCAGAGAUGAAACGCGUGGUCCAGCGGCUCCACUCGGAAAUUGACAGUGUGAGGAAACAGUGCGCCAGUCUGCAGACAGCCAUCGCAGAUGCUGAGCAGCGCGGGGAGCUGGCCCUCAAGGAUGCCAAAGCCAAGCUGGCUGAGCUGGAGGAUGCCCUGCAACAGGCCAAGGCAGACCUGGCCCGGCAGCUGCGUGAGUACCAGGAGCUGAUGAACGUCAAGCUGGCCCUGGACAUCGAGAUCGCGACCUACAGGAAGCUGCUGGAGGGCGAGGAGAGCAGGCUGGCUGGAGAAGGCGUUGGUGCAGUGAACAUUUGUAAGUAA